AUGAAGAUCGAGCAGCAGUUGAACGCGUACGUCGACAAGUAUGUCGCAGAGAACCAAGGAUCGCUCCAAGUCAACAAGACAGCCUCGGGAUCGCUACCUGGAGGGACGACUAGAUCUGUUCUGCAUUACCUGCCUUUUCCAUUGGCAUUCUCGGGAGGCCACGACUGUCACCUGGCAUCCGUAGAUGGCGUCGAGUACCUCGACUUCGUGUCCGAGUACUGCGCCGGCAUGUUUGGCCACUCGCACCCAAACAUCAUCGCUGCGAUCAAUAGCGUUACCAAGUCGGGAUUCACCCUGGGUGGGCCAAGUCCUAAGGAGGGUGAAUUGGCGGCUCUGCUCGUCGAGAGAUUCCAAAGCGUCGAUGCUAUUAGGUUUUGUAACUCGGGAACCGAAGCGAACACCAUGGCGAUUGGCACGGCGUUGCAUUUCAUCGGAAGAAAGAAGGUCUUGGUGUUUGAAGACGGUUAUCAUGGCGGCACUUUAGCUUUCACGCCCAACAACCCGCUGAUUCUCCCCCAUGAUUUCGCGUACGGUCGAUACAACGACAUUGAGUACACCCGGUCGCAAAUCACCGACGACAUUGGCAUCAUCAUCGUCGAGCCCAUGCAAGGCGCCGCUGGCAUGAUUGAAGGAUCGAAAGAGUUCCUCCAGUUCCUCCGAGAUGAAGCCACGCGCAUCGGCGCCAUCCUCAUCUUUGACGAGGUCAUCACCUCGCGACUCAACUACGGUGGCCUGCAAGAGAUUUACGGCAUCACACCGGAUAUGACCACCAUUGGCAAGCACUUUGGCGGCGGCUUCUCGUUCGGCGCGUUCGGCGGCCGCAAGGACAUCAUGGAUCUGUAUGAUCCGCAGGGGCCGCGGAGUCUCUUCCAUUCGGGAACGUGGAACAACAACGUUUUUUCCAUGACUGCGGGCGUCGCUGCCACCAAGCUUUUGUCGAGGGAGGCUCUUCAGAGAAAUAAUGAGCUGGGAAACAGGCUUCGCGACGAGCUGCGUGAAGUGUUUGGGUCCAAGGAUGCGUCUAUUGUCAAGCUCACAGGCUAUGGAAGUGCCAUUGGCUUGCACUUCCAGGGCCCGUCGGCAAGCAAGCUGCAGGACCUCUUCUUCUUUUACCUUCUCAGCACGAGGAUUUAUGUUGGACGUCGUGGGUUCCUUGCGCUGAACCUUACUCAUGGAGAGGAACAUAUUAACAGUGUCGUGAAUGCGGUCAAGGACUUCUGCGCAGAAAUGCUAUGA
Messenger RNA from Colletotrichum phormii, 1236 nucleotides. RefSeq names its product aminotransferase class-III. Lineage: Eukaryota; Fungi; Ascomycota; Sordariomycetes; Glomerellales; Glomerellaceae. Gene Ontology annotation, molecular function: transaminase activity; pyridoxal phosphate binding. The record is from RefSeq and is a predicted model, not a curated record. Bases 1 to 1236 code for a protein of 411 amino acids. The transcript has 2 exons.